CAGCAGAACCUAGAGAGGAAAGUGGUAUCAUCUGGCCACUUCACACUAUGUUGUUUGUCGUCCGGAACAGGUCGUUUAAACGUAUCGCUGAUUAUCAUCAAGACAUUGUUUAGCCGAGACGUGUUUAAAUCAAACCGACACCAUCUAUCUUUUUGUCCACGAAAUCUUCGACAAGUACUACGCAUUUCGACACGUCUCUGAUCAAUCAAAUCGAAAGUCUAAACACUGUUAAAGAAAAAAGUCCAAACCUACACCAGGAAGAAAAGAAGCAAACAAACACCAUGAAAUUGAGGUUAAGAUCUGUGGAAUCAAAAGAAACUGUUAAAUUAGAAGUACCCAAUGACUGCAAUCUUCAACAACUCAAAGAAACCCUAAUUCUUGCCCUCUCUUCUUCUUCUUCUUCUUCUUCUUCUUCCUUGCAUUUCUCUCUCAACAGAAAAGAUGAGCUCUUAUCAUCGUCCUUGCAAGAUUCUCUGCAAUCUCUCGGUAUCACCUCCGGUGAUUUAAUCUAUUUUACACAAAAACCAGAUGGGCUUUUUUCUCCUUCUCAACAAACCCAACAACGUACUUUUCAAGAAUCUGAAUCUUUUGCUCAAGAAAAUGCUGCUCAGCUUAAUAUUAAAGAACCCAGUUCAAAAGAAAUUGAGAUAUCUGAAGAAUUGGAGGUUAUUGGAUUGAAUUGCUCGAAUCAAGAAACCUCAUUUCAAGAUUCUUCUAUAAAAGAAACUCGUCAAGGUCUGCCUGCUGUGUCCAACACCCAAUUCGGAGAAACCCUAGAAAACGACCAAGGGUAUGCCAGGGGGGAUGACGUGGAUGUUGGUACUGAGUCUGCUGAUGUAGAUGUUAAGAGUAAGAGGAUAUCUGAGCCGUGUUUCUUGAAGAGGGUAUUAGGGGAAGAAGAUUUUGCUGUUGAUUUUAGUGACAAUAAGCUCUUGUUUAUAGCAAUUCAUGCUGUUUUCUUAGAAUCUGGAUUUGUUGGGUUUGAUUCAGUAUCUGGGUUGCGAGUCGAUUUGUUUCAUCUUCUGCAAGAGCAGCCUUUAAUGAAUUUCACUACAUCGGUUAGCUACACUCUUCCUGAACUUUUAGAUAAUGAUAAUGUUAUUGAUUCUGUUGUUUUGAAAUUUCAGACUUUAGGGCAAUUUGUCAAUGUAUAUGGGUCUGUUGCCAAGAGUCGAUCUUUGGUGUAUAGAUCAUGCUUGGAUAAAUGUAGAUAUGUGCCAGCUAUUGGUUCCAUCUGGAUUACAUGGGACAAGAGUGACACGGCUUAUGAGAACAACUCCUACACUGAAAAUGUUGUUUUUGAGUUGUGGAAAAUUGUGAAGGAUCAGCUUGCUUUGCCAUUGUUAAUAGAUCUUUGUGAAAAGACUGGUUUGGUUCUCCCACCAUGCUUGAUGCGUUUGCCAGCUGAUAUAAAGCUCAAGAUUUUGGAGUCGCUUCCUGGCAUUGCUAUUGCAAGAAUGGCUUGUGUUUGUAAAGAGAUGCAAUACUUGUCUUCCAGCAAUGAUUUGUGGAAGCAAAAAUAUGGAGAGGAAUUUGGAAGUGGGACACUGCAACAGGAAAUGGUCAAUUGGAAAGUGAAGUUUGCUUCUUCUUGGGAAAACAGGAAGAAGCGGAGGAAAAGAUCAUUUGUCCGGCCUACACCAGUGAAUUUCAUAAGAAGUGAACCUUAUCGAUUUAUGGUUCCUCCGCAAAUUGGCAGUAGAAUUAUCAUAGGUGGUGAUUACGACAGGUUGCCAGGCCUUGGUGUCCCCCCUCCUUUUGGACAGCCUGGUCGGAAUCUCAGAAAUAUAGUGCGACGAAAUAUUUCCCCUAACUGUAAUCUUGGAGGAUUCAAUGCGCAGGCAAAACAUGGGUAAUCCGAGGUCUCCUUCAGAUCAUGGUUGAGUGCUGCAAAUGAACUAGUUUGGACAUUUUUCUACACAUGUUAAAUAGUGUAAUCAAUCAACUGUACUGCUUGGUCUACUAGGCUGGCUGUAAGGAGCACUUAAAUAUCUCCAAGUCUGUUUUUCAUGUUUUUAUAUAUAAUAUAAUGUGUAUAUAUGUUUGGACCCCUAAAAUGUGCCCUUUUAAUAAGUUUAAAGGGAUGGUUCUUUUUA
Molecule: messenger RNA, 2096 nt
Organism: Ricinus communis (castor bean)
Lineage: Eukaryota; Viridiplantae; Streptophyta; Magnoliopsida; Malpighiales; Euphorbiaceae
Product: F-box protein SKIP22
Exons: 1
Coding region: 282-1856 (524 amino acids)
Molecular function (GO): protein binding
Source: RefSeq, a predicted model, not a curated record